ACAAGAAAGCGGAAACCCCACACCGCUGCCGCUGCGAAGGAGAACCGAGGAGAAAGAUCCGGACGAUACGAGCUCAGCUCCCGUCGCAUCGCACCGCAUCGCCCGGCGACACCCGCCCGCUGCCCUCCCUCGUCCCCAGCUCUUCUGAAUCGCGUCGCCGGCGGCCGAGAGGCCAUUGGAUUCGUGGCGUUGGCGAGCGUGGUCGCCAGGAGAGGAGGGGUGCCGGCGGCGGCGGCGACUGUUCGCGGGAUGAGCUUCGGCGGCGCCAGCUCCGUUGCGGCCGGUGGGAAGCGGCCGUUCGAGUACGGGAGGACGCAUGUGGUGAGGCCCAAGGGCGCGCACAAGGCCACCAUCGUCUGGCUCCACGGCCUCGGCGACAAUGGAGCCAGCUGGUCUCAACUGUUGGAAACUCUUCCCCUUCCUAAUAUAAAAUGGAUCUGCCCAACUGCACCUACGAGGCCUGUGGCAAUUUUUGGUGGAUUCCCAUCUACUGCAUGGUUUGAUGUUGCUGAUCUUUCAGAAGAUUCUCCUGAUGAUGUUGAGGGGCUGGAUUCCUCAGCUGCACAUGUAGCAAAUUUAUUGUCUACCGAACCUGCAGACAUCAAGCUUGGCGUUGGUGGCUUUAGUAUGGGUGCUGCUACUGCGCUUUACUCCGGUACUUGCUUUGCUCAUGGAAAAUAUGGAAAUGGCAAUCCAUACCCUGUGAACCUAAGUGUGGCUGUUGGUCUCAGUGGCUGGCUCCCGUGUGCCAGGUCAUUGAAGAACAAAAUUGAGAGCUCACAGGAGGCUGCACAGAAGGCUUCAUCAUUACCUCUUAUGCUUUGUCAUGGAAAAGCUGAUGAUGUGGUCCUCUACAAACAUGGAGAGAGAUCUGCUGAUGCACUUAAGUCAACCGGGUUUGCAAAUGUGGAAUUCAAGUCCUACAGCAGACUCGGGCACUAUACCGUUCCAGAGGAGAUGGACGAAGUUGUCAAGUGGCUUACAGCAAGCUUGGAACUCGGCAGUUCAUCGUCAACUUGAUUGAAUGAAGAGAUGCCUUGAGAAAGGCUCAGUGUAGCGGCGUCUAAAUAAUAAGUACCUGUGGUUGUGCCGAAUUGAGUGAUAAAAUGGCUUGGUUGCCAACUUGGGCUUUGGGUAUACGGUCAUGUCUUAGCUUGGCGUUUCAUAUGCGGACAUGCCUCGCUGAAUCUUGGUACUAUUGAAAUUUCAUAUAUUUGGUAUGUGUUUCCAUCCAAAGUCAGAGACAUUGUGAUCAGUUUGGUUUUGGUUACGAAUGAUAUUUUUGUUUCAACGUGUUC
Triticum dicoccoides is the source of this 1298-nucleotide messenger RNA. Its product is annotated as acyl-protein thioesterase 1 homolog 1-like. The coding region runs from base 250 to 1020 and encodes 256 amino acids. Gene Ontology annotation, molecular function: hydrolase activity. The transcript is spliced from 10 exons. The record is from RefSeq and is a predicted model, not a curated record. NCBI's taxonomy places the organism in Eukaryota, Viridiplantae, Streptophyta, Magnoliopsida, Poales, Poaceae.